Messenger RNA from Tetrahymena thermophila SB210, 1440 nucleotides. Its product is annotated as PAP2 superfamily protein. NCBI's taxonomy places the organism in Eukaryota, Ciliophora, Oligohymenophorea, Hymenostomatida, Tetrahymenidae. The transcript has 3 exons. Gene Ontology annotation, molecular function: sphingosine-1-phosphate phosphatase activity. Gene Ontology annotation, cellular component: endoplasmic reticulum membrane. The record is from RefSeq and is a predicted model, not a curated record.
AUGGGUAAAAGUUUAAACAAUUAAUUUAAUAAUCAACAAAACAAAUUCAUUUAAUUUUAGAAUCCUGAUUUUUUUGAAAACCAAUAAUAGUCAAUGAAAUUUAAAGUAUUAUAAUAUGCCCUUGCGAUCUGCAGUAUAGUUUGGAUUAUAUUAGAUGCUAUUUAUGGUGAAUAAUUUUUUAAGUGGAAUUACUCAUUUGCUUAUUCGAUGCAAAAUGGAGAUUCUGAUCCUUCUCUUCCAAAAUAUAAAAUAUUUACAAUUAUUUCUUAUCUAGGACAGGAAGAGCUAAUCGCUAUCUUUGUUUUAUUCGGAUUUAUAUUUUUUGCAAACAAGAUUUAGGCUCUUAAAAUCUUAAUAGGAACUAUGAUUACAGUCUAUUUAAUAUGUCUUCUCAAGUUAUGGUAUAAAGAUCCACGUCCCUAUUUUGUUUACCCUGAUUUGCAGGGUAUAGGAUGUGAUCCUGAAUUUGGUAAACCAUCAGGCCAUGCUUUCAUAACAUCUGUUUUAUUUUAUUUGAUGUUUGAUUCGUUUGUUAAUAAAAAAAUAAUCAACCCUACUAAUGCCUAAAUAGAUGAUUAAUAAAUAUAUAAAGAAACUAAAGUUGUUGAUAUUGAGAUGAUACCACAAGAUUCCAAUAAUUCUCCACAAUUGUAAGGCCAGAGUUUAGGAAGCAAGAAAAUUGUAUAUUAAGAAAGAUUUCUAAACAGCUUUAUAUACUUUCCAAUAUAUCUGAUUUUAAUUUUCCUUGUAGGAUUUGCAAGAGUUAUUUUAGGUGUACACUCUUUUAACUAAGUUUUACUUGGAUGGGCUUAUAGUUUAUUAUAUAUUUUAUUUUAUAGAUUAAAAUUGGAAAUAUUUAUUGAGAACAGCCUCUAAGUAGUUAUUGAAAAAAAAUUUAAUAAUGACAAAUAAAAACUUAAAUAUUUAUUUUUUAUCACAGUCAUUUAUAUUAUUUCGAUUGCUUUGGCAAUGAUCUUUUAUUAUAUAGCUGAUAAUUAGCUUACUUAAAACUAAAAAAAUGAAUACAAAGCUAACUUUAUGAGUCACUCAUAUUGUUAAGACUCUUUUGAUGCCCAUACAUUUUUAGCUGGAGAAUGUAUUUUAGACUGUGCUGUACUUUCUUUAAUUUAUGGAGUGUAUGUUAGCUGCAUUUCUCUAAAGGGAACAUACUAACCAGAAUUAUGGAACUAAAGCUACAAAAAUCUAAAGCUUUCUAAAAAAAUUAUAAGAGUAAUUAUAACUUUGGUCUUAGUUGCUAUUCCUUAUAUUUUAUUCUCCCUUUAUAAAAUUGAUAAUUAAUAUCUAUAUUUCCUUUUCAGAAGUAACUUGAAAUAUUUGUUCGUAGGAUUAUUUCUUAUUAGAUUACAACCUUUUGCAUUUAAGAUAACAAAACUAGAAAUCGAUGGUGAUUUGCUAAAACUCUUACCUAAUUCAAACUGA